Messenger RNA from Misgurnus anguillicaudatus (oriental weatherfish), 1316 nucleotides. NCBI's taxonomy places the organism in Eukaryota, Metazoa, Chordata, Actinopteri, Cypriniformes, Cobitidae. The record is from RefSeq and is a predicted model, not a curated record.
AGUUUAUGAGAACAGAAGAAGUGAAACUCUAAGAAAAAAGAAGUGUUAUUGCACAUGUAAGAUAAGUGGAGAGUCAGUCAUGUGCAUGUCAACUUCCGUGUUAAAGACUCAAAUGUAAGAGAAAAAAUACGUCUGCCUUUAGCAUUGAGACCGAAACCAUUUCAUCAUGACAGAUCUUCACAGCUGCUUCUUUGCAUCCUUGCUUAUCUUUCAUCUGUCAAUUAGUAAAUGUGACAUCUUAGUACAGUACUUUGAAGGCGAUAAUGCGACUUUGGCAUGCAAGUACAACAGUAAAUAUCAUGGAAAAUGUGAAAUAUGCUGGAUGAAAGGAAAUAUUCCCAAUAGCGGAUGCGGUGAUGAAAUUAUUGGAAGUGACGGUGAUAAAGUGGUGAGGAGAAAGUCGGACAGAUAUCAGAUGACAGGAGACAUUGAGCAUGGAGAUGUGUCGCUAACAAUCAUUAACAUACAGAAAAAAGACUCUGGCAAGUAUGGAUGUCGCAUACAUGUUCCUGGAUGGUUUAAUGAUGAGAAGAAUUACGUCAACUUGAUUGUUAAAGACGCACCUAUACAAACAACACAGAAAACUGCCUCCACGCCCAGCAGCACGUCUGAACGUGAAACCACAGAGAGUAUAUACACACCUGUGCCGACCACACAAGAAACUGUGGCGGUAACCACUAUUCCAGGCCAAAUAACCACUGAAACACACAGCACUUACCUGACAACAGACACAACACAAGAGAGUACUUCAGUCUUAAGCUCUUCAGGUUUUCCAGAGAGCACCACUACUGGACUGUGGCCCUUUAACACAACAUAUGACAACUAUAUUGAUGAGUCAUCCUCUAUGGAUAAAAUAGAGAGUGUGAACACAACAGCAAUUAUUGUGCCUGUUCUCCUGUUACUGUUGGCUUUAAUAGGCAUUGCCCUCGUUCUAUUAUGGAAGCAAAAGAGCAAACGCAGAGACAUAGCACAAUUAGCCCAGAACUCAGAUAACUCCGUCAUCUACAGUAACUCGGGCAGCACUGUAGGCCUGUACAACAGAGAGAUGGCGGUGGACAAUGUCUAUCAGAUAGAGUCUACUUAUGAACAGUGGCAUUAAAACGUGUGAUAUUUGUUGUUGAUCGGUGGCCUCCACUGUACUUCAUUGUUUUCUGUUUAUAUUGUACAAUUGCAGUUUGGAGAAAUGACUUGACUAACUUGGCUAACUUUUCUAGAGCUUUAGUCUUGUAAAAACUGAUCUAUAAGCCACAUGUAGUGGCUAACAUACUCAACACUAUAUUGUUAUUAAAACAUAUUUGAAGUGAACAAAAGUUUAA